Molecule: messenger RNA, 1497 nt
Organism: Orbicella faveolata
Lineage: Eukaryota; Metazoa; Cnidaria; Anthozoa; Scleractinia; Merulinidae
Source: RefSeq, a predicted model, not a curated record
UCCAGUAUUGACCAUGAGGUGUACCUUAGUUCUGUUCUUCCUAACAACUCUGGGCCUGUCGGAAUCAGUUCUUGUCUUAAAAACGAAACAAGGGAGAGCACUUCCCAAUCGUAACUUGGUAAAACUGGAAAGAGGGAUUAUUGCAAAACGUUUUAACCAUCGUGGCCAUAUCGUUCAACAAGGUAUCAAUAAUGGGACAGUCAGAUUGCAUUUAAGUGAUGAAAGUGGCGCAAGCGAAAAUGCAAAACGGCUUCAUAUUGUUCACCGAGGUGACAAUGAUGGCGGCAACACAUUACACACGGAAGACGAAGCCAAUGAAUUCAGAUUUGGGUCUAAUACUGGGAAUAAUGGAACUGUCGUUCAAGAAGGAGCCAACAAGGGAGGUGUCGGCCUAACGGUAGCCAAAAGCGACGCUCCGAUGGCAAAACGUUUGAACGAUCCCUCGGACAGCUACCUGUUCAGGAUUAAUAACGGCAGCAUUGGCCAACAAGGAGAGAACACAGGGGAAAUCGAUUUGAUGAGCAAGCCAAAAGAAGGCACCGUUGUUCAGCAAGGUCUGAAUAAAGGGACACUUGCCUUCACCGAUAAAGGAAAACGUACCUAUGGCUUGAAGGACAAGUUCACCUUUAAGGACAACAAUGGCACUAUUGCCCAGCAAGGCAUAAGCUCUGGCAAAAUUGAGUUGAAUGUCAGAGACGAAAGUGGCAGAGGCGGAUACGUCAAACGUCAGAGUAAUGCCGACAAAUUCUACUUCGCGGCUAACAAUGGCUCCAUCGAACAGAAAGGUUCAAACGCCGGAGAAGUUGCCGAAACCAUAACCAGAGACUUCCACCCUAAAGCAAGCCCUCUUAACGACCCAAAGGAUUACGAUUUUAAGCCAAACAAUGGCACCAUUAUCCAGCAAGGCUUGAACACGGGGACCAUCAAAUUGCCGGGUAAACCAUAUGUUGGAAACAUUCCUCAAGAAGGAAAGAACGAGGGGAUAAUUCUAUACAACGGUAAAGAAGUAAAACCACGAGAUGCACCCAGCCAGUUAAUCUUUACAGGAAAGAGUAGUGAAACGAUUGACCAAAAAGGAACCAAUACGGGAAACAUUAAGGAACAGGAAUAAGCUUGAAUACACGUUCCGCUUUUUAACACUAAACAGAUGUUUUACUAAGUUAACUUUAAUUUGUAAUGCAGUAUUUGUACGCUUUUAGAACUGGUUGAUGCUGAUUGUUCACACAUGAACUGGGCGUAAAGAUGGUAAUUCUAAGUGAGAAAAGCAAUGCUUUGGUUGCAAACUUUUUGCAUGAUCAGUAUUUUUGCCUUAUUUAGCUGAACUAUUGCAAUUUUGUUAAGCAUUUAGUCUUGAUCUUACUCUUAAUUUCUCAGAUUUUAUAAGCUUUUAGAAGCAUUUUAUUAUUACCGUCAAGCACUUUUAACAUGAGUCUCUGCCUUGGUAGAUUGCGCAAGCACUACCCGUGUUAUUGACGUAUAAUAAAUUACUUACUUACA